This is a messenger RNA of Fusarium redolens, 301 nucleotides long. RefSeq lists its product as uncharacterized. The record is from RefSeq and is a predicted model, not a curated record. The annotation marks the transcript as partial. Lineage: Eukaryota; Fungi; Ascomycota; Sordariomycetes; Hypocreales; Nectriaceae. The transcript has a single exon.
GUUUGGUUUUAAGCUUGUUGUAGAGAGGAGUAGCGAGAUUAGAUACCGAAGGACUCAGAAGUAAUUCUUGGCUUUUAUCCUGCAAAUCUACCGAAUGCCGGAUGACUCUCGUCGAGAAAUGGUCAACGUGAAGAUGAAGCCUGAGAUUAUUACCCAGUUAGAUCGCAUUUGGGAGCAUAGCAUUUGGAACUACUUUGACCUGGCGAAGGGGACUUGGCCAGUCGUGGAGAGGCAGGGAAGUCCCCUGGCAGGAACAUGUUCUAGUCUCAUAGGCGGCCAAUUCAUCAGUGGUUCUCUUAAU